Messenger RNA from Fulvia fulva, 675 nucleotides. RefSeq lists its product as uncharacterized. The transcript has 2 exons. The coding region runs from base 1 to 675 and encodes 224 amino acids. Lineage: Eukaryota; Fungi; Ascomycota; Dothideomycetes; Mycosphaerellales; Mycosphaerellaceae. The record is from RefSeq and is a predicted model, not a curated record.
AUGGCGCCGAGGACCCACGCCCAGAUCCUGGCCCAGCAGGAGGGUGCUUUCGUCCAGGCAGAGCUCAAGCGUGUGGAACAGGCCCAGGCCGUCAUCAGGAGGGAAUUGAAGAAGAAAGAGCAGCAGCCGCAGCUGCCGGUUCGCACCGCGCAGCAGCCAUCCCGUCCAAAGACGCCCGGAUCCUUCGCCUUGACGCCUAGCGUACUCAGCAGCGCGGACGACGACGCCGAUGCCGACGACGACGACGACGCCAGCGAUACGACCCAGCUCGCCAGAUACAAGCUGGAGAACGCGUACACAGAUUCCGCAGUCACGCAGCCGGCGCCAGCACUAGCACCAUGCGCCGAGCUCGAUCCUUGCUACCCACUGCUAGACCGCAUCCGUGAGGCCUUGGACACGUCCGACAGCGGCGAGGCCCUAGGCUGCUGUAUCACGCUCAUGGGACAUCUGCGCCAGGAAAUGGUGCUGCAGGCCGUGUACCUAGAGUCGGUGGCAGCGCGCCGUGCGGUGGAUCUCUCGAAUGCGUACGGCGCAAUGGAGCGUGCUGGAUUGGCGGUUCCGACGCAGGCGGCGGAUCUCGGGGCAGAAGUCUACAGUUCGACUGAGGCGACGGAUGAUGAGGGGGAUGAAGAUGAGGAAGAUGAUGACGAUACCACAAAGGUAGUGAAAGAGUAA